Talpa occidentalis (Iberian mole) is the source of this 1538-nucleotide messenger RNA. RefSeq names its product basigin (Ok blood group) (gene BSG). NCBI's taxonomy places the organism in Eukaryota, Metazoa, Chordata, Mammalia, Eulipotyphla, Talpidae. Bases 23 to 835 code for a protein of 270 amino acids. The transcript is spliced from 8 exons. Gene Ontology annotation, cellular component: cell-cell junction. Gene Ontology annotation, biological process: cell-cell adhesion. The record is from RefSeq and is a predicted model, not a curated record. Gene Ontology annotation, molecular function: cell adhesion molecule binding.
AGCGGGCGGCGAGGUCGGAGACAUGGCGGCCGCGGCGGUGUUCCUGGCGGGGCUGGCGCUGCUGGGCGCGCGGGGCGGCUCCGGGGCGGAGAGCAGGAUCUGGACGUCUAUAGAUGAUGCUGGUGCCAAAAUACGCCUCACCUGCGGCAUGAAUGACAGCGCUGUGGACAUCACCGGCCACCGCUGGAUGAAGGGGGGCAAGGUGCUGAGAGAGGACGGGCUGCCAGACCUGAGGACGAACUAUGAGGUGGAUGCGGCCGAGCGCUCGGGCGAGUACUCCUGCAUCUUCCUCCCAGAGCAUGCGGGCAGGGCCAGCAUCCAGGUGCGAGGACCCCCCAUAGUCAAGGCUAAGAAGUCAUCCGAGAAUGCCGACGAGGGGGAUAAGGUGGUGCUGGUCUGCUCGUCGGACGCCCAACCCCCGAUCCUCACCUGGACGUGGCACAAGAUGAACGAGUCGGGAGACCAGGUCAUCACCAACACCUCGCGGAGCGACAAGUACAUUGUGGUCUCCUCUGACAAGGAGACGAAGCUGCAAAUCCUGAACCUGGACGUGGACGAGGACGCCGGCAAGUACUCCUGCAGCGCCAGCAACGGGGAGGGCGAGGGCAAGGCCGUCGUCACCCUGCGCGUGCGCAGACACCUGGCUGCCCUCUGGCCCUUCCUGGGCAUUGUGGCCGAGGUGCUCGUGCUGGUCACCAUCAUCUUCAUCUAUGAGAAGCGGCGGAAGCCUGAUGAGGUCCUGGACGACGACGACCCGGGUUCUGCACCACUGAAGAGCACUGGGCCCCAUGUGAACGACAAAGACCAGAAUGUUCGCCAGAGGAAUGCCACCUGAGCAAGGUGUGGCAGGAGGAGUCUGCGCCCCAGGAGCCCAGUGUUUCCCCAUCUGCACAGUUCCCAGCCCUCUCCUCAUAAAGGAUAUCCACCCAGAGAAAGCAAACCGUGUUGUGGAUUCAAAUCACAUGUUUUCUGUCCUCUCUCAAAAGCCAAACUAGGGUUUUCUACAUCCAGGAAAUCUGUUCCUUAGGGGCUGUGUUUUUAAACAUUUCAUGAGCGCUCUAGGGGAGGGUUCCCUGGGCUUCCAGUCUCCACACACACUGCGCCUGCCCAGCCCCAGUUUUCCCAACUGCCCCUGUCACCUCAGUCUCCCCACCUCACUGCCCCUGGCAUUCAGCCUCCAAGUCCAUUUGUUCCUGUCCAUCGGUGUGUCUGACAGCGGGCAGACUGGCCUUUGCCCGGCCGCCCCCGCCCUUUGCCAGUCACAGGCCAAGCAUGUCCUGCCUUUCUGGAGCCAGUGCUCUUGAGUAACAUCAGGUCUGUGUUGCAACUUGAGGCACACUACAGAGGGCCACCCGCAGGGCGCCCCCCUCGUCGCCCCUGCUGACCACACACCUGGAGGUCCGGGCAACUGCAGAAACCCCCUUCCCAGUGAGGCCUGCUGCCUGGCUGCUCCUCCUCUACAGCACCCGUCCCCCGUGCCCCCAAUAAAGAAUGACCCACCUCUUUCUCCAUUCCUGUCUCCACUCCUGUCUCUGCUU